This is a messenger RNA of Chaetomium strumarium, 498 nucleotides long. RefSeq names its product PUA-like domain-containing protein. The record is from RefSeq and is a predicted model, not a curated record. The annotation marks the transcript as partial. The transcript is spliced from 3 exons. Lineage: Eukaryota; Fungi; Ascomycota; Sordariomycetes; Sordariales; Chaetomiaceae. Gene Ontology annotation, cellular component: nucleus.
UUGAUGAAAGCCGAGCCUGAGUCGCGGAUUGAGAACGGGGUCGAUGUCAAGUUCUCGAUCGACGACUUGGCCGCGAAGUCAGAGCCAGAGCCGUGGGACGGCAUCCGCGCUUAUGCGGCCCGUAACAACCUCCGAGCCAUGAAGAAGGGCGACCUGGCAUUCUUCUAUCAUUCUAAUUGCAAAGAACCCGGCAUCGUGGGAACCAUGGAGAUUGUCCAGGAGCACUCACCCGACUUAUCCGCACACGACCCCAAAGCACCGUACUACGACCCCAACUCAAAGCCGUCCGAUCCCAAGUGGAGCGUCGUGCACGUCAAGUUUCGCAGCAAGUUUGCAGUCCCGAUCGGGCUGAAGGAGCUGCGGGAGAUGGGAGGACCCGGCAAACCGCUCGAGAACAUGCAGAUGCUCAAGCAGUCGCGGCUGAGCGUCAGCAAGGUAAGCGCGGCAGAGUGGGAGUACCUAAUGGGUGUAGCCGAGCAGAAAGCAGCCCAGCAAUGA